AGGAGAAUUUGUCCACCGACACUGUGGCAAACAUUUCACUGUCCUUGUUGGCAACUGGCCGCCUCCUUCGUGUGAUUGCCUUCACCACCGACACCACCACAAUGUCCACGAUCAGCGCUGCCAGAGAGAGGAAGGGCUUCCUAGUGGUUUUAAGGAAAUAAGUAAAUGUAAUACCGAAAUAUGGAGAUAGGGGGCCGUUGAAAAGUCAUCCCUCCACUUGCCAGAUGACCGCGCCGCUCUCGUCACUUGUUACUUGUGUUCCUUGCACUUGGAGGGACUGUUACACCUGUUUAAACUGUCACCUAGGAGAAGAAUGGACACUAGGUCAAGAGGAUGAAGAAAACGCUACGUCGAGAUUCCUGACCAAUUAAGACAAGAUCAGGCUAGAAAGACCUGUAAUUUUCAUAUUUUAUCUUAUCCUGCGGUUCCUCCUGCACCAUGUCCGGGAACGACGUGGGGAACCAGGUGAUCCUUGCCACGGCGAGCUAUGACCACACCAUCAAGCUGUGGCAAGCCCAUAGUGGCAUCUGCCAGAGGACUCUCAAGCACCCGGAAUCGCAAGUCAAUGCCAUGGAGAUCACUCCAAACCGUCAGCAGCUUGCAGCAGCAGGAUACCAACACAUCCGCAUGUACGACCUCAAGUCCUUGAGUGAGGAUCCUGUCAUCAACUUCGAAGGCAUCAGCAAGAAUGUGACAGCUCUUGGCUUCCAGGAGGAUGGGAAGUGGAUGUUUACUGGGGGUGAGGACUGCACAGCCAAGAUAUGGGACUUGAGAUCAUACAACUUGCAUGUGUCAAGGAUCUUCCAAGUGAACUCACCUGUCACCUGUGCCUGCCUACACCCCAACCAGGCUGAGCUCUUUGUUGGGGACCAAUCAGGUGUUAUCCACAUCUGGGACAUUAAGACUGAACACUAUGAACAGUUGAUCCCAGAAGCAGAUGCCAAUAUUCAGAGCAUCGCCAUAGACCCUGAGGGCACCUACAUGGCAGCCGUCAACAACCUAGGCAAGGCGUACGUGUGGCGGCUCUCAGGCGGCACAGGAGAGAGCCCCACCACCCUCACACCUGCCCGCUCCAUCCACGCACACAACAAAUAUGCUCUCAAAGUCAGGUUCAGCCCAGACUCAACCAUGAUGGUGACCACCUCAGCAGACCACACUGCCCGAAUUUGGAAGACCGCUGACUUCUCCCAGAUGACAGAGUUGAAUGAAAGCAACCAGCGGUGGGUGUGGGAUGUGGCUUUUUCAGCUGACUCACAGCACAUCAUUACAGGUUCCUCAGACAAUGUUGCCAGGCUGUGGUCCGUGGAGAGCGGUGAGGUGAAGAGGGAAUACAGCGGCCAUCAGAAGGCCAUCUCUGCAAUAGCCUUCAAGGAUGUCUUGUACCCCUCCUGAGACCCUGCAAAAAAUGAUGAUCAGAGAAGGAGAGGAAGUUGUGGAAGUGGCCUUCAAUCAAAGAGAUGAUAACAACUAGAUGGAGAGGUACUUUAACAAAUCAUUCUUAACAGGGAAGGGAUGAUAAGAGACUUGAUGGAUAAAGGGAAAGUCAUGUUGGUAAUCCAUGAUGAAUACAAGAGACAUUGAAUUGUAACUAAAUGAAGAUAGAAGUGAUGAAGUGGAUGUGAAUCAUCAAUGCACACCAGGGGAGAGUUGUUAGGAAUGUAAUCUGCAACUUUUUGUUUUUCUACAUGUUUAAUUGAGGUCAGUAUUAGGAAUGCAGUGGUGAGAGAAUAUUGGACACUGAACUUCACCAGCAUGAUGCUCAAAUGAUAAAUGCUUCCUCUUGGUGUGUUGCUUGAAAGAUAAUACUUGUUCCCCUCAAACUUGGUGAUCAAGAAGCAGGAGUUCCCAUUGUUCAUAAGCUGUGAAUUCAUAUUUUUGUGUGCUUGAUAGUUGGGAGAUACCACAUUAUGAUCCAUUUUCCUGAAGUAAAAAGAUACUUGAAAGAUUUGAGACUGAUGUAGAGAGAAACUUACAACUUAUCAAAUUGCAGGACAUUGUAUUAGAAUGAGACUGGAGUGAGGAAAUAUAGGGUACAGGGACAGGAGCAUAUGGAGAUUUUCAUACCAUGACUACCUCUUUGAAGGGCUUCCAAGGAACAGUUAUCAGAAUAGACAGCAGCCUUCCACAGUGGAUGGUGUUGUCACAAUUCUUUUCUAGUCAAGUCUGCUGAUUCCUGCUCCUUGGAACUCCUACAAGGGAUGGCCAUGAGAGUUUACAUUUACAUGUCUUCUUUCACCUCAUCUUUGCACACUCUGGUUUCGUGCACUACUAUCAUUGAAACCAUUGUUAUUUCAUUCACGUAUUCCCUCCAGGUGACAAGACCAUCAGGAAGCAGGAUUGAUCAUGAUAUUGUGAAAGAUGAUGGGUGUGAGGAAAACUUGAGAAGCAGGUAUAGAGUAAAUGAAAUUUACUAGGCAAGGUGACAUACAACAGAGUAAAGUGCACCACCAUUCUCAGUAUGGUGCCAUUAUAGUUUACUAAUAUCAGAGAGAGUAACCUUUGAGGGAGGGAGAGUCUUUUGAACCUAGUUUACCCCUUGGCUGUUGGAGCAGGCAGUGUUAAUUGUGUGCAUCCUUUUACCAUAUUGAUUAUCCACUUGUCUCAGGAGUUGCAGGCCAGAUAUUGUUCUGUGCAGCUUUACUUGAUUCCUAUACCAUGUCCAGAGUGAGGGCACUGCUUGCUGUUGAAGUUUGCCUCACACCCAGCAGUCUUCUGUGAUAGGUCCUGUACAGUUGUUAAGUUGGCUUUGUAACUAGGGUGUAUGGCAGUAAAGUUUCUCUCUCUCUCUCUCUCUCUCUCUCUCUCUCUCUCUCUCUCUCUCUCUCUCUUUCUUUCUUUCUUUCUUUCUUUCUUUCUUUCUCUCUCUCUCUCUCUUUUCUUUCUUUCUUCCUUAACCCCUCCCAUGUGCCUCCCUCCUUCCUCAACCCCCUUCCCUCUCUCUCCCCCCCUCACCUACCCUCCCUUGUACUUACAUUUCCAAGCAUCAGUGUAUGGUGGUGGUGUUCAUGCAGUAAUGGAGGCACUGAAUACAGCUAGGGAUAAGUGUAAAUAUUUUAUUAAUUUGUAAUAUAGUUUUAUAAUAAUGAAGUGCAACUACCAGUGCUAGAUACAUAAACAAGUUAUGUACACAGUGAUGAUGGAUGGGAUAAACUGUCUGCAGUCUCAGGUGGUGAGUGCCUGCAGCGGCACUGAUGCUGCAAAUGUAGGGUGACUGAAAUCCAUUCUGGCCUUGGUGAUCAUCUUAGCUUGAUCUGUAAGAUGUUUGAUUUGGAUUUGUUUGUCCUGCUAGAGCUCUGAUCCCCACUGCCAAGUUAUCCCAUCUGCAGAUAUAUUUCUCAUUGUUUCAAUGAAAUGCAGGAAAAUCAAUUUAAAGAUGGGAAAACUAGCAUGAGGUAUUCCAUGGGAAUCAAAUCUCAGGCAGGACACAACAUAUGUCUCACACCUUACUGACCAGGCCAAAACAACUACCAAAGUCACCAAAGUCAAAGUGGAUUUCAGUUGCCUUUGUCCUUUCUCUAUACAAGGAUGACCAAGAAAGGAAAUGUGUGUUGUUUCAAUUGCAGUGUGUAAAUGUACUGUGUAAUUUAGUUUCUUAGUCUGCUGUAAUGUCAGUGUUUUGAGGAGGUGAAAGGAAAUGAGUAUAAAAAGGUGGGUGUAUUCCAGCAAGUUUGUACAGUUACUUCAUCAGGGGAACACAGUAAAUUAUGGUGGCAGCAAGCUGUGUGAACCAGGACAUGCAGACAACAAUGCUCACUAACUGGAAGUCUGGUGAGGAGUGCACAGCCUGACACACAGCACACCAGCACUGAACUUACUGAUCCCCUGAAGAAGCACCUGCAAAAUCAAACCCAGACCUGAACUAAAUUACAAAAGAGAGCAUUCAUUCACUACUGCUGUACUUCCAGAACUUAGUGAUUUUCUCUCAUGGCUUUUGCAAUUAUGACAUUCUAUCUUAUAUAAAAUAAAUACUUGAAAGGCAGCAUAAUUGCAGAAGUCAAGUCUAUCUAAGAAAUACUGUAUGUUAAUUACACCCACACAAAUAUUACUGAAGACAAUUGAAAUCCAUUUUCAUCCCAAUAAAUGACUGCAGGUGUGAGAUUACAGUAAAAUUACAACCAUUAACAAACUUAUGAUCACAUGGCAGUAGUACAUCAGUUGACUGACUGACUGAGUGAUUAACUUUGGCUCAGACUGCUCAGUUCUGGUCAAUAAAUCCUGCCAAGAGACUCUUACUUACGCUGCCUAUGAGCAUUGGGUAUGACAGCCGGUGAGUUACAAAUAUAUUAGGUCUGCAGUGCAAUGCAAGGCAGUGCAGAGAAAUGUACAAUACAGCUUCAUGAAUAACCAGCAUAUCUUCAGUUACGAAAGAUUUGUGGAGCACAACCCAAUACCCUAAACUGUUUUCUUUCCAUCCAUCAGAAGUCUCCAUAUAUGAACCCCACUAGUCUGAAAAACCAUUUAACAUUGAAUUCCAAACACAUUAAACAUUUGGCCUGUUAACUGUAAUGGGGUCAAGGUUUGGAAGACAUUCUCCAACAUUUGGGGAAAACAGAUUAUGGGAAGCAUUGUGUUAACAUCACAGCAGCACUACAUGACAGUUAAGGAGAAAAGGGGAACUGCAGGCACCUUGCAGGGCAUUUUUUUAUGUAAAACCAAUACUAAAGGCCCGUCCACACGACAGGCAACUGUAUGGCGGGCACUCUGAUUUGUCCGUAAUUCUCUCGCAUUGAAACACUGUUACCAGAUCAAACUGUCCAAUUAAGGCAGCCAGCAGGUACAGGCAGGCGAACGUAUGACUUGGGUCAGACGGCGGGCAGAGGGCAGUCAGAGCUGUACCAGGCAACGUCAGCCAGCGGGGUGUUCGGUACAACAACAUGGGACGUAAAAAUCGUAGCUGGACAGUUGAAGCUGAACGCAUAGCUUUGUGUACAAUAAUUAUUGCUAUGUGCAAGAAGAAAAAGGACAGGAGAGAGAAGAAACAAUGGUGUAAGAAAUGGUUGGAAAAUAGAGCAACAUUGGGAAGUCACGUGACCCUUUUAUGUGAAUUACAAAGUGAUCAUCACAGGGACUUUCACCACUAUAUGAGAAUGGACCCAGAUACUUUUUACAGACUUCUAGCAAAAGCACAACAUCGGAUUGAGAAACAAGACACCAAUAUGAGGGAUUUCAUAUCUGCAUUAGCUCGACUGGAGGCAACCCUCUUAUUUCUCAGCACUGGAGCCAGCUACUCAUCACUCCAAUAUUCUACACGAAUUUCAAAGCAGAGUUUCUCACAAAUAGUACCAGACACCUGUCAAGCUAUAUAUGACGAACUGAAGGAUGAGUAUUUGCAGGUAAUGUGUGUAGUGAUUAAAACUAUUAACCCAUCAUAUUAUAUUGCAGAGAUAAUGACAUCAGGGUUUACACUCUGCAACAGUAGUAGUAGUUACUAGGACAUCAACAAUCACAAACUAUACUCAUGAAUAAUAAUAUCAGUUAUGUUAGUUAUUUUUCCCACAGUCACUUCAAUGAAAAUACAUUGAACUCUGUAUAAAUCUAUUAAAUGCUGGGUUGCUUCCCUUGUCCACUUCUCCAUGCUGGAUAGACAAUGAGUUCACUCCAUCUAGUUGACAACUGAUACAGAUACCGAUGGAGGGCAUGUGUUGACUUGUAACAUCGUGUAUCUGGCAACGUGAUUCUUAGUCUCGAGCCUAUUCAGUGUCUCAACAACAGACACAGGCACGGGCACUUCGAUGGUUUGCCCGUGGUUUUCUCGUCUAUGACGUCAUCUACACUCGUGACUGCCAUCCGCACACAAAAUUGGUAACAGUGUCUGCCCGCCAUGCAUUUGCCUGCUGUGUGGAUGGGCCUUAACUUAACAAAAAAAAAAAAUCCACCUGAAUGAAA
Molecule: messenger RNA, 5886 nt
Organism: Scylla paramamosain (green mud crab)
Lineage: Eukaryota; Metazoa; Arthropoda; Malacostraca; Decapoda; Portunidae
Gene: Lst8
Product: target of rapamycin complex subunit lst8-like
Exons: 7
Coding region: 439-1392 (317 amino acids)
Biological process (GO): regulation of actin cytoskeleton organization; TOR signaling
Cellular component (GO): TORC1 complex; TORC2 complex
Molecular function (GO): protein binding
Source: RefSeq, a predicted model, not a curated record